AUGCAGGUGGAACUCGUGCCCGUGCUCUCGGACAACUACGCCUAUCUGUUGAUCGACACUGCCACUCGUGUGGCGGCAGCGGUUGAUCCAGUGGAUGCUGCGAAGGUCUACAGUCGUGCGAAGGAGUUGCGAGUGACCGUCUCUAUGAUCCUGACCACACAUUCACACUGGGAUCACGCUGGUGGCAAUCGAGAGCUCGUUGACCUCAUUAACAAGCACGAGAGCCGUCAGAUUCCGGUGGUCGGAGGGCCUGGAGACGCUGUGGAAGCUCAGACACAUUCCGUCACGAACGGAGACGUGGUUAAGCUUGGAGAUCUGGACGUCAACGUCUACUUCACUCCGUGUCAUACUCGAGACCACGUGUUGUAUCAUUGCCAGGACGCUCUGUUUACAGGCGACACGUUGUUCAUCGCUGGAUGCGGUCGGUUCUUCAGUGGCAACGCGGCGGAAAUGCAUCACGCUCUGAACGAAGUUGUGGCCAAGCUGCCAGAAGACACGAAGAUCUACUGCGGUCAUGAGUACACGACGAGUAAUUUGCGUUUCGCUGCUCAUGUGGAGCCGGAGAAUGAAGUAGUGCAGAAGAAGUUGGCGCGGGCUGAAGAGAAGACGAAAAACGGUCAACCUACAGUCCCAUCGACGGUGAAGGAGGAGCUAGCGACAAAUCCAUUUAUGCGUGUGACGAAAGAAAGUGUGCAGAAGUUCGCAAAUAAUGAAAAGGACCCGGUCAAGGUGAUGGGAAUUGUCCGUGCUGCCAAGGACAAUUUUGUGAUUGGAAAAUAG
Molecule: messenger RNA, 780 nt
Organism: Phytophthora infestans T30-4
Lineage: Eukaryota; Oomycota; Peronosporomycetes; Peronosporales; Peronosporaceae
Product: hydroxyacylglutathione hydrolase
Exons: 2
Coding region: 1-780 (259 amino acids)
Molecular function (GO): hydroxyacylglutathione hydrolase activity
Source: RefSeq, a predicted model, not a curated record